GUGAGUAUCCUCAUAUAAGUUGUUUUAGAUUAAUAAAAUCCUUCAGAGUACAUUUUUAAAUAGACUAACUCAUAAGGGUCUUGAAGGAGAACCGAGCUAAAUGACAAUAGGAUGAGAGCUAAGGACAAUUUGAGAUGAACCUCCCGUUAGGUCGCCUGCGCGCGAAAAUCGUUGUCUAAUGACGUCAAAAGGGGCAGGUUCUGGGCAACUGAACUUUUACCAACCAAGGUAAAUCACAAACUGACACUAAGCGGAAGUGAUGCUUUCCGUCAUCAAAAUAAAAUCGUUAUGUUAAAAAAGGUGUAUAACUUCUUUGAUGUAUCCUGCAAACCAAAACGAUAGCUUAAACGACAAUUUCAUCACUUGAAAAAGAUUUUCAGAACCUACAUAAUACGCUAAUUUUAAAAGCCUGAACAUGAAAAUGGCUCCUGCUGGCUCUGAAAAUUAUUUCACUUACAACGUUUUGGACAUUUCCAGUAAAAAUCAAUGUUGUAAAUGUAAAUUGAAUGAUGCAAACUUUCUAUUUAAUGUAUUUACAUUUCCAUGCGUUGUUAGUCGCUUAUUUAAUCCGUGUGUUUUCUUUUUAUCUUUAUUAUUUUGAAAUUUGUAUCCGGAAGUUAUGCUUUUACUUUUACGCUAACUCCGGACUCCAAAAAGCUAGCCGACUAGCAAAGAGAAGCUAGUAUUUUUUUCCCUCAUAAAAUUGAUCGAUGAUGAGAUGUCUCUCAGGUUAUUGGUGCUAAUUAAUUAGUGUUGUCUCCGACAAGUAUUGAGAAUCAAUCGUCUGCUUUAAAAAGAGCGUGUUGUGAAGAAACAGAAGCGUCAGAAGGUAACGAAUUACACCGGCUGUAUUAGCAGGCUAACCGAAGCGAUUAGCUUCGGAAGUACUGCAAGAGACGCGUCUGACUGGGCAACCAAAAGCGGCUUCUGACCGCUGGCUGUCGAGCUACCCUGGUCAGUCAGUCAACAUAAUAGGUAGGAUUUCAAACAUGUAUUUUCGCUAGCGUUUUUUUUUUCUGGUAUUGAGUGCUUUCAAACUUUUAUUGCCUUUUCACCUUGCCACAGAUUAGUGUCAUUUUUAUUUUGAAAGUGUCAAAAAGACAAGUUACGGUCAGAACUACCCAUCUUGAAAGUUAGCUGAUAAUUUUUACCACAAACGGUACACUGUCAGAAAACCAUUAUAUUGUUAUGUUAUUCUUACAGUCGGUGGAUAAGUAAAUUAAAAAAGCAACCUUAAUCAAAUGUCAAGAUGUUAAUCGCUUGAAAAGCCUUUUAAUAUUGUUUUAAAACUGUCAAUAUGGCUGACAUUUCACUCCCGAACUAUGGGACUCUUAUCUGUUGAGUCUAUAAUGCUCUACAUGCUGAUUGGCUCUCUGAUGGAUCAGUCAAACGUACUUGGAAGCUGAUUGGAUGAAACCCUUGCGUUGUGGCACACCUCGAUUCAACAAACAUGUGAGACAAAGUCUGGAAAAAAUCUACCAGUCGUUGCAACUUUUGUGUUUCUUGUGUUAUAACUAAAUAUACUACCUUACAGCUUCACACAUGUAUAACUGUCAUUACAGUGGUUUGCCUAUGUGGCUAAUUUGACCAGUUUUAAAUCAUCUGAGUUAAUGUGAUGGAAUGUUUAUUGUUUUACAUGUCUUUAGUAAGAGUCAGACACCACAUGUUUCACAAUUGAUUUGAUUUUUCUUUGAUAGAAGUGAAAGUGUUAUUAGUGGCCUAUGAGGAAGCCACGUCGAAGGGGCCCGGUGGCCGGAGCAGAUGGAGAAGACAUCAACAAUUCUAAUGGGACAGGAAGCAGGCGUGGGGUUGCCCGCCAGCGAUCUCCAUCCCCUUACAGCCUCAAAGCAUCUCCUAGCAGAGAAACCCUUAGUUAUGCCCAGGCUCAGAAGGUGGUGGAGGUGGAACUGGAUGGUAGGCUUCAUCGUAUUUCCAUCCUGGAGCCUUUGGAAGUCAUUACAGAUGAUGAGAUGAUGGUUCAGGGUGAGUGUAACAGCAACAAAGAGAACAGUGAACAGUCAUUAUCUUCUACUGCCAGCGCCCCAACAUCUCUUAAGUCUGUCACACCUAGAGGCCGUAGAAAAGACUCCAAAUGCUCCUUCGUCAAGUCAAUAAAACCAGCCAAGAAACACUGUCCCAAUUCCCAACCUCAAACACCUGAAAAACUAAACACAUCAAGCUAUCAUCACACAGCUCUUCCUGAACCUAAGUUUCAUGUUCUGGAAACCUUCACACCUACCGAGGCACCCACCUUGCCUACAGCAUAUUAUCGUUACAUUGAAUGCUCACCUGAUGAGCAGGAGGCCAAAGCAGAAUAUGACAUGGAUGACGAAGACACUGCUUGGUUGGAUAUGGUAAAUGCUGGCCGGACAUCCGAGUAUUUAUCUGCUGUUUCACCUGACACGUUUGAGCUGCUGGUGGAUCGGUUAGAGGAGGAGGCGUACAGAGAAGCCCGGAGCCGAGCACCCUCUCAAAGCACCAUUGAUGAUGAUGCCUUCUGCUGUGUGUGCCUGGAUGACGAAUGCCUCAACAGCAACGUCAUCCUCUUCUGUGACUCUUGUAACCUGGCUGUGCACCAGGAGUGUUAUGGAGUGCCCUACAUCCCUGAGGGUCAGUGGCUGUGUCGCUGUUGCCUGCAAUCCCCUCAUAAACCUGUAGACUGUGUUCUGUGUCCAAAUCGAGGUGGCGCUUUCAAACAAACAAGCGAUGGCCGCUGGGCACAUGUGGUCUGUGCUAUAUGGAUCCCUGAAGUUUGUUUUGCUAACACCGUUUUUCUGGAGCCUGUGGAAGGGGUCAACAACAUCCCUCCAGCCCGCUGGAAGCUCACCUGUUACCUAUGCAAACAGAAGAGUCGGGGCGCAUCCAUUCAAUGCCACAAGGCCAACUGUUACACUGCGUUUCAUGUCACGUGUGCUCAGCGUGCUGGAUUGUUUAUGAAGAUUGAACCCGUUAGGGAAACAAACCUCAACGGCACCACGUUUACAGUGAAGAAGACGGCAUUUUGUGAGACUCAUUCUCCUCCUGGACAAGAGACCGGGUCGGACGAGGAGAGUGAAGGUCGGGUUGUGGGCAGCAGAGGGAGAGCUAGUAGAGGGCGGAGCGCCUACUCAGAAGGUCCAGCUACACCAAAGAAAGGUAGAAAGGCUGAAGAUGAUGGCUCAGAUAAAAAGAAAGGGAAGAAGAAUGCAGUGGAAAAAUCACAGAACACUGGUUCACCACAUGCAGCAGUGCCUCAGAUACCUACAAGCAGACUAAAUAUAAUCAGCAAAGGAAUCCUCCUCCAAAGGAAAAACCAGUUCAUGCAAAGACUGCACAGCUACUGGUUGUUAAAGCGCCAGUCAAGAAACGGUGUGCCACUGGUUCGACGAUUAAAUUCCAACUUUCAAACCCAACGGACUACCGAACAGCCUGAAGUGGACGAGAAGAUUUCUGCUGCAAGAGAAGCUCUGAGAUAUUGGCAGAAACUGCGACAUGAUCUUGAAAAGGCCAGACUGCUGGUGGAGCUAAUACGUAAGAGAGAGAAGCUCAAACGAGAGCAGGUCAAAGUUCACCAGGCAGCUUUGGAGAUGCAGCUGACUCCGAUGGUGAUGCUCCUUCAUUCCACUCUGGAUCAGCUUCAGGAGAAGGAUACGGCCCAGAUUUUCACCAAGCCAGUCGACAUAAAGGAGGUUCCAGACUACCUGGAGUUCAUCAGCCAGCCUAUGGAUUUCUCCGCUAUGCGUUCCAAGCUUGAAAGCCAUACUUACCGCUCAGUGGCUGACAUAGAGGCUGACUUCAAUCUCAUGGUGUCAAACUGCCUCCUCUACAAUGCCAAAGACACAGUUUUUCACAAGGCGGCACUGCGUCUUCGUGACCUGGGGGGCGCCAUAUUGCGUCAUGCCCAACGACAAACCACAAACGCCGGCCUGGACCUGGACACUGGCAUGCAUCUCCCAGAGUCCCCGCAGAAACGGGACUUUUACAGCUGUACCUGGGAGGACGUUGACAGUGUUCUGGAUCCGGAGAACCGGCUCCACAUGACGGUGGAUGAACAGCUGAAGGAACUGCUGGAGAAGCUAGACUUUGUAACGUCAAUGCGGUGCAGUGGAGCCCGAACUCGGCGCAUUCGCUUGCUUCGACGAGAGAUCAACAAGCUCCGCUACAGACAGGGCCAACACCCGAGCCACAGCCUCCACAAUGGACAGCUCAAAGAGGAUGAUGAGGAUGAUGAAGAUGAGGAAGAGAACGACAACAAUGCAGAUCACGGUCUUUCAUCCUUAGACAAAGAGGACUUCAAAUCUGCAUCUCCCCCAAAACUGGAACCAACAGGCCCGGCCCCCCCUCCACGCCAGGGAGAUACACCUCUAGAUCCUCCGACACUGCGGCCAAUCACAAGGGAGUCCCAGUCAUCGUCUUGGCACCGCAAGCGCCUUAAGAUAGACAGUGACCUCUCAAAAAGCAUUGUAGAGAACAGUAAGUGCCCUAAAGCACAAGAGGGGUCGGAAACACCGCCUCCGAUUUUGCAUAGCGAAGCUCAGGUGGUGUCCAACGGCCUCCCGGAGUUCAGCGUCUCUCCACAGCCCGCCACCGGGGGAGUCGGACGACGGACUUCUGUGUUGUUUAGGAAAGCAAAAAAUGGGGCCAAGCUUUUCAGAGACAGAGACAACCCUUUGUUUAAUGGAAACGGGCUGCAGGAUGAAGUUACAGCACCCUCCUCCACAGCUUCUACACAUUUGUCAAAGACCCCCCAAAAAAGCCCCGGACCCCCGACGCUCAGUGAACUAUGGACGCCUGAUCGAGACUUGAGUUUGGAUACCGAACCUGGGAGAAGGCUGGAAAGUGGACUGACCAACGGCUUUGACAGGCACAAAGACGGCAGCUCUGACUCUGAACCCAGCUUGUGUCCUGUCCUGCACAAAGAAAUCUCAACCCCCAAACGAAGCCUUGGGAAACCGUCUCUCUCCAAAGUUCCUCUUCUGGAGAUCGUCAACGGAGAUUCCGAUUACACCAGCAACAGCGUCCAAAAACCGGAGGAUGAGGUAGAAUUGGAACCUUUAGACCUGGUGUGGGCUAAAUGCAGAGGGUACCCCUCCUACCCUGCUCUGGUCAUUGACCCAGAGAUGCCUGAGGAAGGGCUGCUGCUUAAUGGGAUCCCCAUUCCAGUCCCACCCAAAGAUGUCCUCCAUCUGGGCGAGCAGAGACAGGAGGAGACUAAUGAGAGACUCUACCUGGUGCUUUUCUUUGACAACAAGCGGACAUGGCAGUGGCUCCCGCGAGACAAAGUCACACCGCUGGGUGUAGACGACACCGCCGACAAGCUGCGGAUAAUGGAGGGACGUAAGUCCAGCAUCCGAAAGUCGGUGCAGGUGGCUUAUGACCGGGCCAUGAUCCACCAGAGCAGAGUCAACCACAACCACUGCUUUGUGGCCUCAAACUACAUGUAGAGGGUGACUGUGAGCUCUCACACUUAGGUGUGUGUCCUGGUAAAGCAGCAGGUUCUGUCCAUGUCAACAAUGGUCUGAGGAGGUUGGACCUGUCGCCUCUCAGGACCAAUAAAUCACUGGUGUCUCUGUGCGGUGAUGCUCUGUUGUUGUUGAGAGAAUGUGUGAAGGAAGUGACUUUAAGCCCUGCGGUGCUAGGGUCAGUGAGCAGAGGAAUGGAGGUGUCUCCUUACGCCACCUGGAGGUCACAAAGCUUCAUGUUUGGAUCAAAUAAAUGAAUUCCAGCCGUUUUGCUGCCCAGGGAUCAAACUGCAGGAUCACUGCCUUCUUUUAUACUAUAUCUUUUUCUUUUUUUUUUUUUUACCUUUUAUUCUCUUACAGAAAGAUUCUUGUAUAUUUUAAUGAUAUGCUUGUGUACAUAUGUGUGUAAAAUCAAACCUAUUUUAAUGUAAUGUUACUGUUUUUAAUGCGUAUUUCAAUCAGCCGUCUGGGCGAAGCCAAGCUGUGAAUAGUGAAGACGAAAUAAUUUCUGACGUACGUGUGUGUGUGUGUGUGUGUGUGUGUUUCAGCAAACACAAUGAACUGAUCUUUAUAUUUGAAAUCUCUUUUUGAUACAGAGAGAAAUAAUUUAUUUAUGAAGACAGAACUAUAGAAAUAAAGUUAUAUUGGUUAAAUGGAGAAUUCUUAUUUAAAAAAACACGCAGCCAACAUUUUCGACAGAUUGCUUCUUAUUUGUUUUUACUGUACUAUCCAUCGCUGUUGAUGCUUUUAUUUAAUUUAUUUUCCCGAGCCCGGUUUUAUCAAAUGAAAAAGUCCACCUUUAUAAGCUUGUACUGCUGUCAUAUUUUACCUGCUCACCAAUUUUGUCUCUAACUCCUAUUUCCUUGUUUUGGGGAAAUAAAUAUUCUGUUAAAAACA
This is a messenger RNA of Nothobranchius furzeri (turquoise killifish), 6338 nucleotides long. The record is from RefSeq and is a predicted model, not a curated record. Lineage: Eukaryota; Metazoa; Chordata; Actinopteri; Cyprinodontiformes; Nothobranchiidae.